Chelonoidis abingdonii (Abingdon island giant tortoise) is the source of this 2695-nucleotide messenger RNA. It is a transcript of the gene ARL3, whose product is annotated as ARF like GTPase 3. The record is from RefSeq and is a predicted model, not a curated record. Gene Ontology annotation, molecular function: GTPase activity; GTP binding. NCBI's taxonomy places the organism in Eukaryota, Metazoa, Chordata, Testudines, Testudinidae.
CGUGCAGCGUGCGUGCCGCGGAGCAGGGUGACGCUGUACGUAGGAGGCGGCGCGCAUGACGCAGUUGCCCAUGGUAACCUGGGAGCCGCAUAGAGGAUGGGUUUACUGUCAAUUCUGCGCAAACUGAAAAGUGCACCAGACCAGGAGGUGAGAAUCCUCCUCCUGGGACUAGAUAAUGCAGGCAAGACCACACUCCUGAAACAGCUGGCAUCUGAAGACAUCAGUCACAUCACACCGACACAGGGCUUUAACAUUAAAAGUGUACAGUCUCAAGGUUUUAAGCUGAACGUGUGGGACAUUGGUGGACAGAGGAAGAUCAGGCCGUACUGGAGGAACUAUUUUGAAAACACUGAUGUGCUUAUCUACGUCAUUGACAGCGCCGAUAGAAAAAGGUUUGAAGAAACAGGUCAGGAGCUGGCCGAGCUCUUGGAUGAAGAAAAGCUCAGUGGAGUCCCUGUACUCAUAUUUGCUAACAAGCAAGAUUUGCUUACGGCUGCCCCUGCUUCGGAGAUUGCUGAGGGACUGAAUCUACACACCAUCCGUGACAGAAUCUGGCAGAUCCAGUCUUGUUCAGCCCUCACAGGAGAAGGCGUGCAGGACGGCAUGAACUGGGUCUGCAAAAAUGUCAAUGCAAAGAAGAAGUAACCCCUCCCCCGAGCUGCAUGGAAAUGGAGGAGCUGUGGAAGCUGAAUUCUAUCCUGGAAGUGCUAAUUUGCUGCUUUCUGACCAAAUGUUUUUUCCAUCUGUGCACAGCUACAGCUGUUAAAAAAAGGGAUCAACAACAGUUAAACCCGCUGCUGGAAUUGGAUCUUUACCUGCUCCUUAGUACAGUUAUUUUUCCCAAUAAAGGAAUUGUACUUGCCCCCCCUCUGUAUAAAUAGUAUUAACUGUCUCCACACUCAGCUGAUUAGAACUGUGAUUUUAAACAACAGGAAGCUUGUGAUUCAGGUUAGAGAAUUUCAGUGGGCCGGGAGCUUGUGCUUUGUAGUCACCAAGACGUUCACAGCAUGCCCUGUCCCCACUGGUUCCACAGUCAUCCUGGCCAUUCUCAGAUGGCAGUCAAAGCUUUUCCUCAGUGACAAAUCAGGUGUUGUUUCGGUAGCUAGUGUGGGUCGUUGUGUCAUUUCGUGGAAGGUGGGUAGAAUUCUCAUGCCAUUCCCUGCCCCCGGUAGCCCUAAAAAGGACCUUCAUCUUAACCAGAUACAGAAGUGACGCCACACCCCUCCCUAGAAGCGGGAGAGGAGCAUGUAUGUAUAACCCAAGCUCUUGACAGUUUGAAGGCAAGGAGUAGGGGUAGCUUUUCCUCCAGCUAAAGUAAAACGCAGGCCACCUCACGCUGGCAUAUAUGCGGUUACCCACGUUGAGUGCAAGGGUGGGCGGUUAUAUUUUUGAGAGUAAGCUUAGUAUUCCACAAACCCUGGCCAUCGAGAUAACUGUGCAGCAAAGCUCAGAUAAUUCCAUGUUUCAGUUCCUAGAACAAGGUAAAACUGCUCCCACUUUUUUCUUUUUUGAACACACAGUGUAUUUUCUGCCUUCUCUAAAAUCGUUCAGUUCAGGAGGUGCACUGGGGCUUGUGGGAUGAAAAUCUACAAUGGCUUUGUGGUGGGGAUAGCUUUCCAAUCCUAGGCAUCAUGAGGCUGGAGCCAUGAAAUGGCCACGGUUGGAAAGAAUCUCCCAGUUUAGAAUUACUCCCUUGUAUGGUUAGGGAUUGGAAUAAUGGCAGAUGGGAAGCAGGAAGGAAAAUCUUGCCCUAAGAUGAUGAUUCGUUUUCCCUUGGCUGACAAAUCCUACAACUUCAGUCCAAAUGGAAGUCAGGGAGGGGGAGGUGCUUGUCAUUUCUAGGUCCCCAGUUCAAAUCCAGCCCAAGUUGACAGGGAGUAAGAGUCACUGGCACCUGAAAGCAGUUGUGUCCAAUGCAAAAAGCAUCUGCUGGCUCUCAGUCCAGCUAGUUUCUAGCAUGCAGAUUUACAGAUGGUUUUUUUUUUUAAAAAUCCACCAUGCUGAUUGGCAGCAUUGCUUGCAGCCUGAGCGUGAAGGCCAAAGAAUGACCACAGCCAUGCCCUGCCCUCUCAUCGCUAGGAGACGGCUUGGCGGGCAGUGUGGGAAAAGGUUGCCCUGCCUGUACCCUGGUGAUCCUGCUUUCUGGAGAGCCAGAGUACAUCAGUCUCCAAACCCAGAAGGAGAAUGGUGUGACGAUUGAAGUGAUCAAGCCCCAGUUUAAAAACCAAAAGACUAGGGAAUAAAACAGGCUCAAGUGAAUUCCUAAGCGAUAGCUAAAUACGCAAGGGGACAUGGUUACAGCUUCAUGCAGAAUGAGCAAGGCAGCAGCAUGAGCCAAGCAGGCAGAUCUGUUUAAAAUCAGCUUGGUAAGUAACUCUCACCUCCAGCUGCAGUACCUUCUCCGGAACCGCAGGAAUCUUUGCAGCACAUGUUCGGAGUAACGCCUCGCAGCAUGUGUCUGAAAGGUCGCCUUUGCUUUGGGGUUAAUGCAUCCGCCCCCUGUAAACAAUCGCAGCUCUCUUCCAAAGAGCGAGCUUGUGCUGUUUAAGAGGCUAAAUGCAAAGCUUCAGAAUAUGGGCUCCCAGGCUUGAAACACGUCACCUUUGCUGCAUUGAAAGUGUAGUGUUUCUGAAAUGCACCCCCUAAAUGUCAACAGUUUUAAAAGAAACCCACGCUGCUUGCAUGUGUUUGGUAU